ACGUAAUGUUUGAAAGGGUCGUAAAGAAUGAAUGGAAUAAAUACGUACAUACUUCUUAAUAAGUAAUCUGAGUAACAAAUAUUUUCAUAGUCAAACAUAACUUUAACAUUUACCUACUUACAACUUUUUGCUACGAAAUUGUGUCAACUGAAAAUCACUUACGAGGAGGAGAUGAAAAAGUAUCAAACCAGACUAACAUGCUGAGUAUAAUAUGUGGAUGGAAAAUAUUAGUUUGUCCCGUCGUAUUUCAAAUACAUUUUCAAUUUAAAACGUGUUGUGAUAUCCUUGAAUGAAUAAUAUAUUAAUAUUAAUGCUUCAUGUAAAUUGUAUUGUGGUGUGAGGAGUAAAAAAAUAAGGAUUUUGUAAUUAAGUAUUGACAUAUUUUAAAAAUGAAAAGAGUGUUGUUGUAUUGUUUAAUUUAUGCAAAUGAGGCUAUAAAAAGUAAGUAGAAAUAGAGAUAAGUGUGUUGAAAAUGUAUUUGAAUCUGUUAAAUAGGAAGGAAAAGGGAAGAAGAUGGAUACAGAUGUUGAUGCGGAGAUCGUGAUCGUCGGAGCUGGUAUUUGCGGCCUUGCGACAGCCCUUGCCCUUCACAGAAAGAGGAUUAAAAGUGUGGUGUUAGAAAGAUCAGAGACGGUUCGAGCAACAGGAGCAGCUAUAAUUGUGCAGGCAAAUGGGUGGCGUGCACUUGAUGAGCUUGGCAUUGGUUCAACACUUAGAGAAACUGCUAUUCAAAUUCACAGGGGAAGAUUCAUAUCGCUUAACGAGGUUGAGCCAAUGGAAUUUCCAUUUGGUGUUAAUAAGGAAUUUCGUUGUUUAAAGCGCACUGAUCUGGUGAAAGUCAUGGCCGAUAAUUUACCAACAGGAACUAUACGUACCAAUUGUCAAGUGCUUUCUGUCGAAUUAGAUCCUGUAACAAAAUUUCCACACCUUAUGCUUAGCAAUGGAAGUGUUCUUCGAGCUAAGGUUGUUAUUGGAUGCGAUGGUGUGAAUUCUGCCAUUGCAAGCAUGUUUGGGUUACAUCGAACCACGCUGAGGCUCUUCUCUACGAGUGUUGCACGAGGCUUCACAAAUUAUCCAAAUGGUCAUAAAUUUUCCAGUGAAUUUGUGAUGAUGAGCAAAGGUCAAGUUCAACUCGGAAGGCUUCCAGUGACAGACAAACUUGUUUAUUGGUUUGUGACAAGGCUAAGGACUUCUAAAGAUUCAAAAAUCUGGAAAGACCCAGUGCUUAUCAGACAAUCGUUGAUGGAGUCAAUGAAAGGUUUCCCAGCAGAGGCGAUGGAGAUGAUGAGAAAUAGCAAGUUGAGCUUCUUGCAUCUCACCGAGUUGAAGUAUAGGCCACCGUGGGACUUGCUUUUCAACAACUUCAGGAAAGGAACGGUAACAAUUGCUGGUGAUGCAAUGCAUCCCACAGGCCCAUUUGUUGCACAGGGUGGCUCAGCCUCCAUUGAAGAUGCCAUUGUUCUUGCUAGAUGCCUUGCACAGAAGAUGUUCGAUGAUAAGAACAAGACAGAGGAAACGACAAUAAACAGUGCAAUGGCAGAGGAAGCGUUUGAUCAAUAUGUGAAAGAAAGGAAAAUGAGAAACUUUUGGCUCUCUUUUCAUUCCUUCCUUGUUGGUAAGAAGCUUGACACAACAUCAUCCAUAAUCAGAUUCAUUAUCCUUGCAAUCAUGUCCACUCUAUUUAGAGACCCCGAUUGGCAUUCCCGUUAUCAUUGUGGAAAUCUAUAGGAACAUCAAGCUUUCGAUAUUCAUAUAAUUUCAUAUACUAUUCUAUUUUAUAUUCUAAGUUUAAAACCUUCACACCAUGUUAGUCAUGUUAAUAAAUUUGUAGUUUUUAGGUGAUGUAACAUAUGCUUGGUAUCUAUUCAUUUUAUUAAUGUGUUGUAAGGUUAGUGUAAACUAUAAAAAGCCAUUUUAUUCAUGGUUGUUAUUUAAUAAUAGAGCCUUUCAACUCCCAUUCUAAAUUGUCCUAGUUUUCAUUUCAGGAGCUUUUAACUAAAUUAUAUUAGAACAUUAAAAAUGUCUCUUUUAGUUAAGACAU
Messenger RNA from Vigna radiata var. radiata (mung bean), 2041 nucleotides. RefSeq names its product monooxygenase 1. The transcript is spliced from 6 exons. The coding region runs from base 514 to 1728 and encodes 404 amino acids. Lineage: Eukaryota; Viridiplantae; Streptophyta; Magnoliopsida; Fabales; Fabaceae. The record is from RefSeq and is a predicted model, not a curated record. Gene Ontology annotation, molecular function: FAD binding.